AUGAAACCAGUCAUCGUCCUCAGCACAUUCACAACCAUUCUCGCCUUGGGCAUUUCGCUUCCCCCCAAGAGUGAGGAUCAGGCCCAUGCUGACAACCAUGACCUCUCCGAGAGACAAGUCUAUUACUGCGACAAAUACAGCGCCGGGCUCUGCGCUUGCUUCUGCCGCUACAACAAGUAUGAUUACUACAAGUGCGCUCCGAAUUACUGCCAGUGCUACAACGUGUACGCACCGGACUGCUAUUACGCGUACUACUACUACUCGUCUGGUGGCUAUCCUUCGCCAGCGGAGUAUGAAGUCCACCCGCCUAAGUACCCGCACUGUCCCGCGUAUCCAUACUGUAGCGAGCGGCCGUACACGAGUGAGUAUACAACGUCGACUACCUACACGUCCACGGUUACGGAUCAUCCUACAACCACGUCUGACGGCGGCGCCAGUGGUGAUUCUUCACCUACUGAUGGUGCCGGUGGGACCUCCCCUGGCGGCUCUUCCCCCACCAACUCUCCUGGAGGUGGAGGAUCCUCACCCGGCGGCUCUUCUCCUAGUAAUCCUCCUUCUGGCGGCUCUACCGGAGGGUCCACUGGAGGAUCUUCUGCUGGUGGAUCUUCUGGAGGAUCUACUGGAGGAUCUACCGGGGGCUCUACUGGAGGAUCUACUGGAGGCUCUUCUGGUGGAUCUUCCGGCGGCUCUACUGGAGGUUCUUCCUCCGGCAGCUCGUCACCUGGUGGAUCCUCUGGAGACUCUGUUCCAGGAGGCUCCUCUCCUGGCGGCUCUUCUCCGGGCGGGGGCUCAGGAAGAGGUGGAAGUUUGCCUUCCAGCGUACCCUGA
Molecule: messenger RNA, 828 nt
Organism: Aspergillus nidulans FGSC A4
Lineage: Eukaryota; Fungi; Ascomycota; Eurotiomycetes; Eurotiales; Aspergillaceae
Exons: 2
Coding region: 1-828 (275 amino acids)
Source: RefSeq, a predicted model, not a curated record